Paramecium sonneborni is the source of this 643-nucleotide messenger RNA. Lineage: Eukaryota; Ciliophora; Oligohymenophorea; Peniculida; Parameciidae. The record is from the annotation of a GenBank genome assembly.
CUUUUAUUAUAUAAUAGAACAUGAAAAAAACUUUACAAAUACUCAAAGCUUAGAGUCUUAAUUACAAUUCAAUAGUGUCUGGCUUAAAUUAUAGAAUGACUAUAAGAGAGAAUGGGUAGAGAAUGGGUCAUAUUUCAAUUAAUCUUAAUAAAUCUAAUAAUGCAUAGACAAAUAUUCUACUCAGGAAGCUUCUUUAAAAUCAAGAAUACUCAAUAUUAAGAGAUUAAACAAAAAUGAUAUUUGAAGGAUCCUUCGAAGCAUUAAAGACCUUAACUGGAGUUACUACUUAUUAUCCAGACACAGGUUAAUAGAAAAAUAUUAUAUUUUAGGUUUAUUAGUUUAUGAUUUAGAAGCAAACAAGCUUGUAUUACAUUUAACCAAAGAGAACAACUAAUGUUAAGGAAUUGUCUUAGGUUAUGUUAUGGAUUAGGAUGCUAUAACCAUAUUAAAUUCUCUUAGAACAUCUACUAUUCCAUUAUAAGCAAGAUUAGAAAAUACUUAUAAUUAUUACCUUAAAAGAACCUUAAAUGUGAGCUUGGCUGUAUCAUUAUUAGUAUUUUAUAAUGCAUUUAAUGGAUCUUAAAAGUAAUAAUUUGGUGUGUUUGAACGGGAUGAUAAAUCUCCUAAAGUAGAAACCUAAUGA